Messenger RNA from Hemibagrus wyckioides, 2261 nucleotides. It is a transcript of the gene sar1ab, whose product is annotated as secretion associated, Ras related GTPase 1Ab. Gene Ontology annotation, biological process: vesicle organization; membrane organization; endoplasmic reticulum to Golgi vesicle-mediated transport. Bases 223 to 819 code for a protein of 198 amino acids. Gene Ontology annotation, cellular component: COPII vesicle coat; endoplasmic reticulum exit site. NCBI's taxonomy places the organism in Eukaryota, Metazoa, Chordata, Actinopteri, Siluriformes, Bagridae. The record is from RefSeq and is a predicted model, not a curated record. The transcript is spliced from 7 exons. Gene Ontology annotation, molecular function: GTPase activity; GTP binding.
UCGAGGGCGCUGCUCACAGGGUCCGUUAGCGCGUAUCCGAGCUCAGGCAGUUUGUUUACUUGACGCAUUUAUUUAGAAAUUAGCCAAUGUAGGUUACAGACAGUAUUGACACAUACAGCGAUAAAAGAAAGCCGUGGAUAAAGCAGAGAUAUUGAGAAAGCUGAGGUGAUUUCGGUGACACGGAGCUGACGGGGUGACGCACAUCGAGGGAACAUCAACAGAAUGUCUUUCAUAUUUGAUUGGAUCUACAGAGGAUUUAGUAGUGUGUUACAAAUAUUAGGACUGUAUAAAAAGUCAGGAAAGCUGGUUUUCCUUGGAUUAGACAAUGCAGGAAAAACUACGUUAUUGCACAUGCUUAAGGACGAUCGACUCGGGCAGCAUGUUCCUACACUUCAUCCAACUUCAGAAGAGUUGACCAUUGCUGGGAUGACUUUUACAACAUUUGACCUGGGUGGGCAUGCACAAGCAAGAAGAGUUUGGAAGAAUUACUUACCAGCCAUCAAUGGAAUAGUCUACCUUGUGGAUUGUGCUGACCAUGCGCGUCUCCUUGAGGCUAAAGUCGAACUAGACGCCCUGCUAACCGAUGAGACCAUAUCCAACGUGCCAAUCCUUAUUUUGGGAAAUAAAAUUGACCGACCUGAGGCAAUAAGUGAAGAUGCACUGAGAGGAACAUUUGGUCUACAUGGACACACUACUGGGAAGGGGAAUGUGUCACUGAAAGAGCUGAAUAUGAGGCCAAUGGAAGUGUUUAUGUGCAGCGUGUUAAAAAGACAAGGAUACGGGGAUGGUUUCCGAUGGCUUUCUCAAUACAUCGACUAACCGGUUAAGCCUCAACAGCCUCUCCAAACCUGCUUGACCCUAUUUAUUGACGGUUUGCUCAGGAGUAAAGAACUAUUUAAAACGGAAUGAAAACUGACAAUUGUUCUAGUAGUAUUAGUUUUUUUUAAUUGUGCCAAAAAUAAAAUAUGCUCCUAAGGUACAUUUGUGUAAGCUCAAAUGAAAUAUAUUUAAAACUAGGGUUGCAAAGGGGCAGAAAACCUCUGGGAAAUUUCCAUGGGAACUUCAUCUCGGGAAUUUUAAGUUGGAAACUUAACAGGAAUUCAUGGGAAUUAAUGGGAAUUAUUUAGAAAUUUAUAUAAACUGUAUAUACAAACAUAAAUAUAAACAUUUUGUUUGGUCAUAAGCUGACACGCAAGCAAACUAAUGCAUAAAUGAGAUUUUUGACUUUGAUUUAAUUGCAAGUAGAAAUUCAUUCUUUCAUUGAACAACACAAAAGCAUAAAUGUUGAAAAACUACAUAUUUCCUUAUGAUCAGUGCAUGUUAUGGAGGAAUGCACAGAGCAUGUGAAGGUUUGGCCUCAGUAGCCCUGCAGUGCUGUGUGCAUGUGACUGAGGAAUAUACAGGGUAGAAAUUCAACUGGAAUUGCAUAAAAUUUGGCUGUUUUAAGAUUAUGCUGCAAAAUAUAUUUUUCAACUACAUUUAAGUUCCCUGUUAUAGGCUAACCUGCAAAUUCCCAGUUUAUUCCCAUUAAUUCCUGUUAAUUCCAAAAUAUUUCCGUUAAUUCCCAUGGAAAGUUUCCAUCCUUGAAAAUUCCCGGAAUUUUACAACCCUAUUUAAAUCUGAAGCAAACUGUAUGGUACAUGAUGAGUCGGGGCUAUUUUAGGAUAAAUUGUAUUAUGUUCAGGGUUUGCUUAGUCUAUCCACAUUACAUACAUUUUCAGUUAGAUACACUUUCAUAAAUACAUAUUUCGCAUAUUUUAUCAAAUUGAAAAAGGGAUUAAACCGGCAGGUAUAUGGAACAUGGUGCAAUAACUAUGUAUAUGACUUAUGUAGCUUGCAUAUAUUUUAUUUUUAUUUUUAAACACUUGACACCCGUGUGCCUUAUUGAGUGUGGUGAUGUAUCAGCAACUGAUUGGUGCUUUAAUUUACUUUUCUUUUCUUUUUUUCAUUUUAAGACCACACUGUUAUAGGUACAAAAUUGUUAGAUUUCACAAAUUAUUUCUGCAAUAAAUACUUUUUUUGGCCUUCCACUUCAAUUGGCAUGCAGUGAUCAAACAAGAGCAUGAACAGCACAACAACCUUGCAGAGAAAGAGCACUUUUGCAGUACACUGUCAUGUUAAGUCAUUUUUCACAUUUGUAAAUAUAAUCACUUUCACACAUCUUUUAACUUUUUUAACCGAUGUGGUUAAAAAAAACAACCUUAAUGGCACAAUUUUCAUGGCUUAAUUUUGGAGCAAAUAAAAACAAACAUUUUCAGUUA